Suillus discolor is the source of this 987-nucleotide messenger RNA. RefSeq names its product WD40-repeat-containing domain protein. The transcript has a single exon. Bases 1 to 987 code for a protein of 328 amino acids. NCBI's taxonomy places the organism in Eukaryota, Fungi, Basidiomycota, Agaricomycetes, Boletales, Suillaceae. The record is from RefSeq and is a predicted model, not a curated record. Gene Ontology annotation, molecular function: protein binding.
AUGCUCUCUGGCAGACCGGCUUCCAUAUCAUCGCGGCCCAUUGUUCUAGUAAAAGAAUCGACUCUGACACCUGUGUUGACCUUAGGGGGCCACGGAGACACCGUUUCAGCCAUAUCCUACUUUCCGGACGGGAAGCGAAUAAUCAGCGGGUCAAACGAUAAGACCACUCGUGAAUGGGAUCUAGAAGCGGGCAAAGAAGUCGAGGAGGCGCAGGAUAUUUGCAAGCAAGAGGCACAUGCUGUGGGAGUAUCGAGGGAUGGUCGAUGGGUUGUCUCUGCAGGUGGGGACUUCAACAUCGGGGAGCUCAAAGUCUGUGAGGUUGAGACGGGAACGGUGAGAGCAUUUGAAGGACAUUCGAUGACCAUCAACUCCAUCGAUAUCUCCGGAGACAGCAUAUUACUGGCGAGCGGGUCAUUGGAUGGUACAACGCGGAUAUGGAGCUUGGAAACAGGAAAGCUCGUGGCUGGUCCGUUCAACAGUAUCAACUGGGUGAACGCAGUUCGAUUCUCGCAAGACUCAAAGAAACUCACAGUCAUAUCAUCUUGGGGGAAUUACCUUGAAGUGUGGGAUGUCCGAUCACAGAAAUUGGAUGUUCACACGGGGAACCCAAGUAGCCGUUAUGACACAUAUGCGCCCGUGUUUUGGACUACAGAGGACAAAACCAUUGUAAUCACAUUCAGCUUAACGGACACCUCAAUCAAGACAGUCUAUGAAUUUGACGCACCUACUCUGGAGACUAUUGGAGCCCCCUUUGAAGGACACACCCAGGCCAUCACUGGUCUAGCACUUUCACUCGAUUGUGCUCUCCUCGCCAGUGCUUCCUAUGACAAUCCUAUCAAAAAUCUGUUUACUCGAGGAGCUGGCAACAACAGGAUCCCACUUAUUAUGAUGCCUCGUCCGCGUCAUGCAUCAUGCCUUCGUCGAUGGUCGGGCAAAAUAAGUACCGGAGAGGGAAACAUCACGUCAAUAGUACCAAACAUCGAUUGA